Emericellopsis cladophorae is the source of this 1335-nucleotide messenger RNA. RefSeq names its product succinyl-CoA ligase [GDP-forming] subunit beta-like protein. The coding region runs from base 1 to 1335 and encodes 444 amino acids. Gene Ontology annotation, molecular function: ATP binding; succinate-CoA ligase (ADP-forming) activity. Gene Ontology annotation, biological process: succinyl-CoA metabolic process; tricarboxylic acid cycle. Lineage: Eukaryota; Fungi; Ascomycota; Sordariomycetes; Hypocreales; Bionectriaceae. Gene Ontology annotation, cellular component: mitochondrion; succinate-CoA ligase complex. The record is from RefSeq and is a predicted model, not a curated record. The transcript has 4 exons.
AUGUUCAGAUUCGCCUCGAGCCGCACCCUGGCGUCGGCGUUGAACGCCUCCAAGAUUGCGCCCUCUGCCCGAUUUGGCGCUGCCCAGCAGAAGCGUAACCUUUCCAUCCACGAGUACCUCUCCGCCGACCUCCUGAGACAGUAUGGCGUGGGCGUCCCCAAUGGCUCCGUGGCCAAGAACGCCGCCGAGGCCAAGCAGGUCGCGCAGAGCAUCGGCAAUGACGACAUGGUCAUCAAGGCCCAGGUCCUCGCCGGUGGGCGCGGAAAGGGCACGUUCGACAACGGCCUCAAGGGCGGUGUCCGUGUCAUCUACUCGCCGCACGAGGCCGAGAUGUUCGCGGAGCAGAUGAUUGGGCACAAGCUCGUCACCAAGCAGACGGGAGCCGCCGGCCGCCUCUGCAACAGCGUCUACAUUUGCGAGCGCAAGUUUGCCCGUCGCGAGUUCUACCUGGCCAUCCUCAUGGACCGCCAGUCGCAGACGCCCGUCAUCGUGUCGUCGUCGCAGGGCGGCAUGGACAUUGAGACGGUGGCCAAGGAGACCCCCGACGCCAUCAACACGACGUACAUUGACAUCAACGUCGGCGUCACGGACGACAUGGCGCGCGACAUUGCCACCAAGCUCGGCUUCAGCGAGCAGUGCAUCGAGGACGCCAAGGACACGAUCCAGCGCCUGUACAAGGUCUUCCGCGAGAAGGACUCGACCCAGAUCGAGAUCAACCCGCUGUCCGAGACGUCGGACCACCAGGUGCUCUGCAUGGACGCCAAGUUUGGCUUUGACGACAAUGCCGACUUUCGCCAAAAGGAAGUCUUUGAGUGGCGCGACGAGACCCAGGAGGACGCCGACGAGGUGCGCGCCGCCAAGUCCGGGCUCAACUUUAUCAAGCUCGACGGCGACAUUGGCUGCCUCGUCAACGGCGCCGGCCUCGCCAUGGCCACCAUGGACAUUAUCAAGCUCAACGGCGGCCAGCCCGCCAACUUCCUCGACGUCGGCGGCGGCGCCACGCCCGCCGCCAUCCAGGAGGCCUUUGAGCUCAUCACCAGCGACCCCAAGGUCUCGGCCAUCUUUGUCAAUAUCUUUGGCGGCAUCGUCCGCUGCGACCACAUUGCCCAGGGCCUCAUCAACACGGUCGAGAACCUGAACCUCAAGAUCCCCAUCAUCGCCCGCCUCCAGGGCACCAACGUCGAGGCCGCCCGCGAGCUCAUUGACAAGUCGGGCAUGAAGAUCUUCUCCAUCGACGACCUCCAGAACGCGUCCGAGAAGGCCGUGCAGCUGUCCAAGAUGGUCAAGCUGGCCCGCGACAUUGACGUCGGCGUGGAGUUCUCCUUGGGUAUUUGA